UCACUCUCACACACUAACACACACAAUGCUACUCCCAAUAAGUUGUAGCUAGAAGAGACAGAGGGUCCGCCACUAUAUCCCUCCCAGAGGAGACUGGGAACCACCACUAACAGCUCAGUUUCUCUCACUUCUCUUAGCAGGCGUAGGCGCAGGUAGAGCUGUCAAAGGAACAAAAAUAGAAACAUAGAGCUUGGGAGACAAAGCUGUCCUCAUUACAGCUGAGAUAAAGCACUGCAGAUAACACAUCUUCAGAAGUAAAAAAAAAAACAUCCCAGACAGAAUGGAAGUGGUGCUGACCAGACUCCGAGAUUUCUCCUGUAAGGAAGCUUCCUUCGAAGACCCCAAAGCAGCAGUGAUGUUCAGAGAGCGUCCAGCAGCAGAGAACCUCUGCAGGCCAGAGAACGUGGGCUGUGACCAGACCGGACGACUGGACAUCGAGAGUGCUCUGGCCUGGCUGAGACGAGAGCUGAUGGAGAUGCGCUCACAGGACCAGGCUCUAGUCCGGCAGCUGAUGCACCUCCACGCUGGCAUCCAGGAGCUGAAGCAGGAGUGUUCUCUGGAAUAUGAAGAUGAUGAAGAGCAGGAGGACGAUGAAGAGCCAUGCUGGGACUCAGGAAGCGAGACAGGGGGGAGCAGUGCCUCCUCUUAUUCAGGAGAGAUGUGUUUUUACCCCUCUAUCUACUCCCCCUAUCGCAACAGUCCACUUCCUGUAGGCUGUAUACCAAAGAGGGCCUUCUGCCGGCGCAGCUCAGUGCCUUAGAGAGCUGCUGCACGUCAUCUGAACAAACAUUUUUUAAACCUGUGCUGCUCUCACAUUCAUUU
Molecule: messenger RNA, 822 nt
Organism: Astyanax mexicanus (Mexican tetra)
Lineage: Eukaryota; Metazoa; Chordata; Actinopteri; Characiformes; Acestrorhamphidae
Exons: 2
Coding region: 281-760 (159 amino acids)
Source: RefSeq, a predicted model, not a curated record